GCGGGACCCCUCACAAACCUGUUGCGCAAAGAUCAGCCGUUGAUGUGGACACUGAAGUGCGAUCAAGCGUUUUCCAAACUCAAGGUCACUCUCAUUUCGGCUCCGGUCCUUAUAAGACCGGAUCCCGAAAAGCCUUUUGUUCUCAUCACUGACUGGCGGCCAGAAGCAAUUUCAACGAUCCUUGCCCAAGUGGGACCAAGCGGAUUUGAGAGUGUGGUGGAGUAUGCAUCCAAAUCGUUGCCUGCAUGCAAGCGCAACUACGCCGCUCCAACUGGAGCUCCAACUGGAGAAUGCUACGCAGCUCUCAGGGGAAUCAGUCACUUUCGCGCUUACUUGUACGGGGGAAAGUUCACCCUGGUAACUGAUCAUGAGCCCCUGUUGGCUCUGAAGAAAUCGAAGGAUUACUCGGGCAUGAUCGGGCGAUGGGCAACGGUGUUGCAGAGCAUGGACUUUGACAUUCGUCCUCAAAAGCACGAGAGACACGGGAAUGCAGACGGACUGACACGACUGCACCGGCCUGAGAAAGUUUCGAAGAAUGAGGAGGUGAUUCCGUGGAACGAACCCGAACAGGAGAUUGAACCUCGGUACGGCCAGGUGGAGAUCUUGUCGAAGCAUUCAGCUCCGCACGUUCUCGAGCGGUCAUUGGAUCCGUACCUCCAGUGGACUGCGUGCUUGGAGGAGCCCAGGGACCAAGAUACGCUGCCAUCGCGGCAGGGGUAUUUGAAGCCGUACGAUAUCAUCCCUCAUGCCUUUUAUCCGAGGGUGGAAGAAGUAGUGAUCGACGACGACGAAGAAGAAGACGAAAACGAGGAAACAUCGGAGGAGGGAAGCUAUAACGAAUAUAGCGAGGGCGAGCUGAGUGAAGAAGAAGAGGAGGAAGAAGAAAUUGGAUCCGAGUGGGAAGCCUUGCCGGAAGAAGCGGCGCGUACAGGAACGGAGGCGGAAGAUCCGGAAGCAGCGCGAAAGCGCGAAGAAAUCGCCACCGGGAAGCGCCAGUUGGAGUUCGCCAGCGGAGCCAUCCUGCGCAUCGAUAACGAUCCGAUCAGAGAUCCGGAGCCGCCAAAGCCCGAAGAUGGCGACCCUGCAGCCGCCACCUCAAGUACCAUGUGACGGAGACGGAGCCGAUCCCCCGCCUCCUCCAGCCCCACCCGUGCCCCAGUUCGUCCACGU
This is a messenger RNA of Chara braunii, 1170 nucleotides long. The record is from the annotation of a GenBank genome assembly. NCBI's taxonomy places the organism in Eukaryota, Viridiplantae, Streptophyta, Charophyceae, Charales, Characeae.